Ramularia collo-cygni is the source of this 4545-nucleotide messenger RNA. RefSeq names its product probable Lysophospholipase NTE1. The coding region runs from base 1 to 4545 and encodes 1514 amino acids. NCBI's taxonomy places the organism in Eukaryota, Fungi, Ascomycota, Dothideomycetes, Mycosphaerellales, Mycosphaerellaceae. The transcript has a single exon. Gene Ontology annotation, biological process: lipid metabolic process. Gene Ontology annotation, cellular component: endoplasmic reticulum. The record is from RefSeq and is a predicted model, not a curated record. Gene Ontology annotation, molecular function: phosphatidylcholine lysophospholipase A1 activity.
AUGGACGGGACGGAAGGGAUGGAGAGACUCGCCGCGAGCCUCUCUUCGUCACCAGCCGCUAGCAGAGUCGCCGAAGUUGUGCAAACCAUGACCUCCAUCGCAAGCUCAACUGAUGCAGGUACACCGGCCGCCCGCUCCAACCUGAGCAUGCUGGGUGGCCUGCUGCUGGGCAUCUUCACGAUAGUCCCGAGCAUUUUGAUCUGGAUCAUCACCUUCAUCACCCUGACUCUCCCGACAUGGCUGUUCUCCUUCCUCUCAACGAGUCUGACCUUCACCAUGAACAUGACGACUCUUCUGCUCCUCCUGCUGGCGAUAGUGUCCACCCUCAGCUGGUUUGUGAGAUAUCGGUUCUUGAACAUGUACUCUCGAUUACCACCAGAACCACAACGGAAGGAGCCUCAGGUCGAAGUCUUCCCCGAGUCCCACGAAACAGAGUCCAAACCUGGCUUGGCCAAUUACUUUGAUGAAUUUCUCAGCGCUAUCAAAGUCUUCGGCUACCUGGAACGUCMAGUAUUUCACGAGCUCACACGGACUAUGCAGACUAGAAAGCUUAUCGCGGGAGAGACGUUACUCCUGGACGAGGAGAAAGGCUUCUGUUUGGUGGUCGACGGCUUGGUUCAGAUCUUUGUCAAGUCCAGUCGCGGACAAGGAAUGGAUUCGAACGAGUCUGCAAUCGCAGACGAUGAUCAACCUGAGGAUCGGACUGGUGGACAUGGAAGCUACCAGUUACUGACCGAGGUCAAGAACGGUGCUCCCCUGUCUUCUCUGUUCUCGAUCUUGGCUCUCUUCACGGAUAAUGUCAAGUUACGAUAUGACGAAGACGAAGACGAUAUGCAUACUAGCGGAUCCAGUGGAAAUUUAAAGCAGCAUGCUCGAGCCGCCGUGAGUGGCGAGUAUGCUCCAGGCUCGGCCCAGGAUAGUCCACUACCCUGGAGUGCCACAGAUACUUCCCGGCCGGCUAGCAGCAGUCACUUCAGAGACCCUCCCCCGUUGACCUUGGAUGGGAGCACCGACAAUAGCCAAAAUCGGCAAUCCAGCAGGAGACAAAGUAAGGCUCGCGAUGCCGGCGUUCGAGACCAGCGAGCAAGGAAAAGUAGCUCUGCUCAUCCUGAUAUUGUUGCCAGAGCGACUGUCGACACUACAAUCGCCAUUAUCCCUGCGAGCGCGUUUCAUAGAAUUACGAGGAUCUAUCCCAAAGCGACUGCGCACAUUGUUCAGGUAAUCCUGACUCGUCUCCAGCGCGUAACAUUGGCAACUGCAAAUUCUUAUCUUGGCUUGACAAGCGAAGUGCUAAGAACCGAGCGUUUGAUGGACAAGUAUACCAGCUAUGACCUGCCAGACUUCCUGCGCGGCGAGGCGCUGCAACGUCUGAAGGAUAAGUUCCUCAAAGAUCAGGAACGAAUUGGACCUGAGGAGGGGAUGAAAGGGAUUGCAUUGCACAAUCCUCGAAUUGCCCAGCGGAGACGAACCAGUAGUCGUCUUAGGCGUGAUGCUGCGACGCAAGCACGAAUGAGUGUUCGCAACGGCAGCCUGCAUGCGGACGACGUGGGAGGGGAGCGUGGCGGGAUGAGCGCUGGUGACCUACUGACAAACAUCCACGCAGCUCGAAUGCCCGGCCGCAGAGGCCAGCCUGGGGGCUUCUCGCAGCCAUAUUCCGCACCACGCGCUUCAAAUGGGGACGCAUCAGAGUCCAUGCGCCACCGGAAGCGAGAGUCAUUCAACGCGGGGCACAACCCUCGAGCCACGAUGCAUCGUCAGGAGUCGAUGGAUGAGGAUUUGAUAUUCCGCGAGUCUAUCAUGGAAUGCAUGGCGAAAGCCAUUGGCCUUACCAACUCGAAGGACGCUUUGCGGCAGGCCUCUUCCGUGGCCCAGUCGCCUCACUUGGUCUCCUACGACUCGCGCAAACAAAGCGCAAUCUUCGGCAAUGCUUUUGGCUUCAUGGACUCGUACGAUGGCGGCUCACAGGACGACUCGGAAUCGGUGGCAUCUGCGUCCGCUUUCAGCGUGGGCGGAUCUGCCAAUAUCCUGGACGACUUACGGAACGAGGUCGAGAUCGUGUUCUUCCCCAAGGAUGCAGUUCUGGUCGAGGAAGGAGAGCGAAACCCCGGGUUGUACUAUGUCAUCGACGGCUUCCUGGAUGUCAGUGCGUCGGUAGAUGAACAAGAGGCAAACUCGAACGUCUUUGGCACCACGGCUAAGCCUGACAUCCCGGAAAUGCUCACCCCACAAGACCGACGACGCGUCUCGGGAACAACCAGGUCUACGUCGGUCAGCGGCUCAGAGAACGUUCGUCGCAAAAAGGCCGGACUCGCCCGUAAAAGCCUCUUUCUGAUCAAGCCUGGCGGUCUAGCGGGCUAUCUUGGUACGAUCUCUUCGUAUCGUUCCUUCAUCAACGUUACUGCCAAAACUGAUGUCUAUGUUGGAUUUUUACCGCGCGUCGCGAUCGAAAAGAUUGUCGAGCGGCACCCGAUUGUGCUAUUGACCAUGGCGAAGAGAAUGACAAAUCUGCUGCCGCGGCUGAUCCUGCACAUUGAUUUCGCUUUGGAAUGGGUGCAAGUCAAUGCUGGUCAAGCAAUCUACCAUCAGAAAGAAGACAGCGAUGCAAUAUACAUUGUCUUGAACGGGCGACUACGCGCCAUACAGGAGAGCGAUGAUGGUAAGAUGAAAGUCACCGGAGAGUAUGGUCAGGGUGAUAGCGUGGGCGAGCUCGAGGUGCUCACCGAAACAGCCCGAUCCAGCACCCUGCACGCAAUUCGUGACACAGAGCUCGCGAAGUUCCCAAAGACGCUGUUUAAUAGCCUGGCGCAGGAGCAUCCCGGCAUCACCAUCAAAGUCUCAAAGAUCAUCGCAUCUCGGAUGAGGGCUUUGAUUGAGAACCCGAUGAACGAGUCGGAUAGCUACAACAAACUUGCGGUCGAGAGGCCCAAGGUCACGACAACUUCGAAUCUCAGGACGGUUGCGAUCAUCCCCUGUACAUCAGGUGUUCCUGUUGUUGAGUUUGGCCACAAACUGCACAAUGCUUUGAACCAGAUUGGGAAUCCGAACGGCGUUUACGUGCUGAGCCAGUCGACAAUUCUGAACCACCUUGGCAGGCACGCAUUCAGCAAAAUGGGCAAAUUGAAGCUGUCGCAGUACCUGGCUGACCUUGAAGAGAAGUAUGGACUCGUGAUCUACGUGGCAGAUACGAGCGUGAAAUCGCCUUGGACUCAAACAUGUGUGAGUCAAGCUGACUGCAUCUACUUGGUUGGUGUCGCUGAGGGCUCGCCGGCUAUUGGCGAGUAUGAACGUUUCUUAUUGACCACCAAGACUACUGCGCGCAAAGAGCUCAUCUUGCUGCACACUGAGCGGUACUGUCCCUCGGGGACAACAAGAGCAUGGAUGCGGAACAGACCUUGGAUUAACGGGGGUCACCAUCACGUUCAAAUGGCCUUUCGAUCAGCACCGGAGCCCGUCCAUCCUCCCCAGAAGCGAUUCGGCAGUGCCAUUAAGCAGCGUGUUCAAGUGAUACAAGCCGAGAUACACAAGUACACGUCGCGGAAGGUCAGGCAAACUCCUCUCUACUCGGCAGAAACACCGUUCAAGGGCGACUUCCAUCGUCUGGCGAGGAGACUUUGCAACAGAUCUGUUGGCCUCGUCCUAGGCGGUGGUGGUGCCAGAGGUCUCGCUCACGUUGGUAUCAUCAGAGCUUUGGAGGAAGCCGGCCUCCCAAUUGACAUCAUUGGUGGGACAUCAAUCGGGUCGUUUGWGGGUGCAGUCUAUGCUCAAGAUGCCGAUGUGGUACCAAUGUAUGGCCGAGUGAAGAAGUUUGCUGGCCGCAUGGGCAGUGUCUGGAGAUUCGCGCUUGAUGUGACCUACCCGUCCGCAUCGUACACAACUGGCCACGAAUUCAACCGCGGAAUCUUCAAGACGUUCGGGGACAGCCAGAUCGAAGACUUCUGGCUCGACUUUUACUGCAAUUCGACGAACAUAACAAAGUCGCGCUCGGAGAUUCACACGAGCGGCUACGUUUGGAGAUAUGUCCGCGCAUCGAUGUCUUUGGCGGGCUUAAUUCCGCCCAUGUGUGAUGAAGGGAACAUGCUGCUCGACGGCGGCUACACGGACAAUCUGACUGUAUCGCACAUGAAGGCACUCGGGGCAGAUCAGAUCUUCGCCGUUGAUGUGGGUGCGCUGGACGACGACACUCCGCAAGCCUACGGCGACAGUCUUUCCGGAAUCUGGGCCUCGCUCAAUCGCUGGAAUCCUUUCUCGUCAUACCCAAACCCGCCUACGCUCUCCGAGAUCCAGGCCCGGCUGGCAUACGUAAGCUCAGUGGACAAUCUCGAGCGUGCGAAGAACAUCCCCGGCUGCAGAUACAUGCGACCUCCAGUUGAAGCAUAUGGAACACUGGAUUUCGGAAAGUUUGACGAGAUUUACCAGGUGGGCUAUCAGUAUGGACAGAAGUUUUUGGCUGAUUUGAGGGAGGAAGGACUGCUGCCGGGUGGAGAGGAAACUGAAGAGAAACGAAAUCUGAGGAGGACUAUGGCUCCAAGGCGUGCCAGUAUUUGA